Messenger RNA from Monoraphidium neglectum, 219 nucleotides. Its product is annotated as Eukaryotic translation initiation factor 2 subunit 1. The transcript is spliced from 3 exons. Gene Ontology annotation, molecular function: RNA binding; ribosome binding; translation initiation factor activity. NCBI's taxonomy places the organism in Eukaryota, Viridiplantae, Chlorophyta, Chlorophyceae, Sphaeropleales, Selenastraceae. The coding region runs from base 1 to 219 and encodes 72 amino acids. The record is from RefSeq and is a predicted model, not a curated record. Gene Ontology annotation, cellular component: multi-eIF complex; eukaryotic 48S preinitiation complex; eukaryotic translation initiation factor 2B complex.
AUGAGUCAGCACCAGGACUGUCGCAUGUACGAGCAGAAGUACCCAGAGGUUGACGAUGUAGUCAUGGUGCAGGUCAAGUCUAUUGCGGAGAUGGGUGCGUAUGUGUCCCUGCUGGAGUACAACGGCAUAGAGGGCAUGAUCCUGCUGUCUGAGCUGUCGCGGCGGCGCAUCCGCUCCAUCACCAAGCUCAUCAAGGCGCGCCGCGAGAAUUCAGAUUGA